CCUGUCGUCGAUUCAGCGCGUUUUUUCCGUGUGCUAUUGCGGCUUGAGGAUCUCGGCCAUCCGUGGCAACGCGGAGACCGAUCGUCCCGCCAAUUCUUGCUGGUUCAGAAACUAAGUACCGUAUCUCCCGCUUGGCUUGGUCUCUUCCGACUCCGCGCCACACGGUAACAGCUACUGAAUCCGCCGCGCCCUCAUGGCCGCGCUCGCCGCCGCAACGCUAGCGCCGUCCGCGCGGCUCACCUCCGCUCCCGCCGCUGCCACCGCUUCUGCUGCUCUCGCCCCUUCUGCGACUACCGCCGGCCCCCUUCUACCACUGCGUACCGGAUUGCGCAAUCGUCUACUUCCCCACCCGAGCGCAGCGUCCUCCGCGUCUGCUCUCCGCGAAUCCGCGCAACAAUCCGCGGUUUCCUCCCGGGGUCGUCGAGGCUCAGUGCUCGCUCGCGCAGACGCUGGGGAGAUCAAGGGAGUGACAGAAGCGACGCAAGCGACAGAUGCGACUGGAGCUACGUCGCCUGCGACGAAUUCAGAUUCUGAGGGCGAAGACUCCGCCGGUCCGCGCCUGACCGUGGCGCAGAAGCUGCAGCUGCAGAUCUCCUCCCCCGCCUCCCUCCCCGACGGCACCGCCAUUCCGCUCCCCCUGGGCGGCCGCCGCCGCGUGCUCUCCGCGUCGUACCCGCUCGCCGCGUGGACGCCCGCGCAGAAGCGCAACCUGGCGCGCGCGACGCUGCUGAGCCGGGUCGGGGAGCGGAACGACUCCCCCCUGUUCGCGACGAUCGGCGCGCUGGUCCUGGGCCCCCCGCUGGUGAUCCUCGCCGUCGCGUUCUUCACUGGCUACGUGGACUUCCUCGGGUGAUGAUGCCGGGGGGAAGGGGGGUGGGUGGAACGAAGCUCGUGAUUGUGGAUAGAGAAAGCCCGUGAUUGUCGUUAGUCGUGGGGAGGAAGCAACUGUUCCAACAGUCCAAAGCUUGGUUACUUCAAUAGGAACAUGUGAGGAGGUGCACGGAUUGUUAAACGUCCAUGCUGCAACGUUGUAGGGCCGUUGCACCCUGCAUGGAAAAGAUAAGGCGCUGGUGGUGACGAGAACCAGACGAGUGAAGUGGGGUGGAGUGUAGGGUCACCGCUCUAUGGCGACACGCACGGAUGGUCUUACAGGCAUGCGUGACUGACAGACAGCACAGCGGGGAGGCGGAUUCUGCUGGCCAUCACAGGAGAGGCAUGCUGCGCACUCUCUUAGCCACCUUGAGCUGUGUGUAGGACACGCGGUGGCUCUAGCUGCUCGGGCUGCUGCGGGGGGGCAGCUAGUGUCUGCUGGUUGCGUCCCUCUUAAGAUGUGUAUAUCUUUUGCGUGUAGUGUUUGUUGUGUGUGCUGUGUGCGUGUGUGCGACUGCGAGUUCAGACCAGUCGGAGUUCUAUCUGUCUAGAAAUGGCUUGUGGAAUAGUAAAUACUACAGUUACUA
Messenger RNA from Closterium sp. NIES-67, 1457 nucleotides. The record is from the annotation of a GenBank genome assembly. NCBI's taxonomy places the organism in Eukaryota, Viridiplantae, Streptophyta, Zygnematophyceae, Desmidiales, Closteriaceae.